AUGAUACUAAGACUUGGCAUGCAAUACAUGUCCAAGAGUGUAGUGAAGCUUUUUGAACAUCUAAAGGCAGAGGGAGACCUGCUGUUGAGUAUAGAAGAGACUCAUGAGCAAUGUGUAGCAGCAGAAAGUAAUGGUCCAGAGUAUAUAUUAGAUGUGAUACAGAAGGCAAGUACAGAGCUUGUGCUGGUAUGUAUACCGUCGCUUGAUUUCAAGCUUGAUGCUGAUAUUGCUAAUCUUGAGCUGGUAAUACAGAAAGCAGUGGGUAGUGUGCUUGGAUAUCAAUGCGUAAUCAUCCACGGAUUUGUAGUCAGGGAUUCAAAUGGAAUCAAGGCAAGACCAAACGUGCCGAUGUUUUUCAAAUGCACACUAGGCGUUUCUAUUAGUGAUCACAUUACGUACGUCAAAGAAGAUGAGACCGAGGUGGGUGAGGCUGAACAAGCAAGGCAGAUCCGCUGCUUCUGCAUAAGCCCAAUUAUGGCUUGCUUGCUGCGCUCAAGAGCAAUGAGAUUUACCUGUGAUGGGAUUGGCACAGGUGUUGUACUAAUACAACGCGAAGGAGUGAUAUUUAUGGCGCCAGCAAAUAUAAGUGUGGUUGCAAUGGUGCAUAGCACGGUUUCUUCAGCAAAUAUGGAAGUAUUUCUCAAGCAUCUGAGGAGAUUUCCAUUCAGACUGGUUGAUUUCUUCGUGAAGGCAUAUUUAGCACCUGAUUCAACAGAAUCCAGUAAGCAGCUGAGUGAAUGCUUUGCAGAGCUUCAGGACAACCUUACAAAGCUUGAAAUGAAGUGUAUCUGCAGUGUUUUGUCGAAUGCGCCUGUGUUUCUUGACUCCAGGGAUAAAGUGACAGAAAGGAUCGAGAAGUUUUAUGCGUAUAAUGUAAAGCCAUUCAGAAGGGAAGCAGGGAAGUAUUUGAGCUUCAAGGAAGAGGAGUUUGUGGAUAGGCACCCAAUCGGGUCUUUGAAGAGGUAUUUCAAGGAUUUAUGA
Messenger RNA from Ordospora pajunii, 981 nucleotides. RefSeq lists its product as uncharacterized. The transcript has a single exon. The record is from RefSeq and is a predicted model, not a curated record. Bases 1 to 981 code for a protein of 326 amino acids. NCBI's taxonomy places the organism in Eukaryota, Fungi, Microsporidia, Ordosporidae.